Messenger RNA from Cyprinodon tularosa, 2390 nucleotides. RefSeq names its product progesterone immunomodulatory binding factor 1 (gene pibf1). The transcript is spliced from 16 exons. NCBI's taxonomy places the organism in Eukaryota, Metazoa, Chordata, Actinopteri, Cyprinodontiformes, Cyprinodontidae. Gene Ontology annotation, cellular component: centriolar satellite. Gene Ontology annotation, biological process: cilium assembly. The record is from RefSeq and is a predicted model, not a curated record. The coding region runs from base 259 to 2355 and encodes 698 amino acids.
ACAAUCAUAGAACAGCUGGCGGUAAGCAGACAGCUCGGAGCGGGACCCUUGAAACUAAACACUUUACUGUCUGUUGUUGUGUUUUUUUUUGGGGACUUUAGCCUUAUUUCACAUUUGUUUAUAAAGAUAGAAAUUAGUUUUUAAUUUAAAAUGUGCUUAACAACAUUACAGCGUUAGGCUUGGGGUCUGUGUUUCAGAGUAAAGCUGAAUAAUUAAUUAUGACGAUAUAAUAGUAUCAGUACUAAUGCCCCUAAGUGCAUGAGAAACAAAGAAAUGGCUCCCAAGAAGCAGCAGCUGAAGCCAACAACAGCUAACAUCUCCAGCUCGUUGGACCUGGAGUCUGAGGACAUCAGCCUGGAGACAACAGUACCGACCACCGAGGAUGUGUCUUCGUCCGACGAGCAACGCAACGGCUCCCAGAAGGUCACGCGCCAGCUGAUCGAGAGGAAGGAGCUGCUGCACAACGUCCAGCUGCUGAAAAUAGAGCUUUCCCAAAAGAACCUGAUCAUAGACAACAUGAAGGCGGACCACAUGGCAAAGGUUGAGGAACUCGAGGAAAAACUGAACGACGCCUUGCAUCAAAAGCAGGUCCUCUCUCUUAAACUUGACAGCCAGCUUAAGCUUGCACAAGAGGAGAACAGGAAACAGCAGGCUCUGCGUAAGCAGGAGAUGGAGACCAUCCUGCUCAGGCAGCAGCAGCUGGAGGAGACUAACCGGCAGCUGUGCGAGAAGGCAGGAGAGCUGCGCCGCUCCCUGCGCGAUCUGGACAUAACCCAGGAGCGCUACCAGGAGCUCUGCAGCACUCCUGACGACAGACUCAGCAUCCAGGAAUAUGUAGCUAUGCGUUUCUAUGAGGCUGUAACUCCUCUCCGUGCUCAGCUGACUCAGCUGAGUGAACAGAAGAGCUAUCUGACUGAGGAGCUGGAUGUACAGCGGAACAAGAUGAAGCUUUUGAUGGAGAGCUACGAGGAAGAGAGGCGGCUGCGCGCAGACCUGGAGCUGAGGAGCCAGAGGCUGACCUUAGAGCUGGCUGAUACCAAGCAGCAUAUCCAAGAGGGCGACUAUCGCAGAGACAACUACCCAAACAUCAGGAGAGAACGUGAUGAAUUAGAAUCAGAGCUGAAGGAGUUAAAGAGGAGGUUUGAGGCGGUGGACUUGUCUCACGCUGCAAUAACCAGAGAGAGGGAGACACUCAGCAGUGAGGCGGCGACCUUGCAGCAGUCAGUGACUCUCCUGGAGAAGGACAAGGAAUACCUGCACAGGCAGAACAUGGAGCUCAGUGUCCGCUGCGCUCAUCAAGAAGAUCGUCUAGAUAGACUACAGGUACAACUAGAGGAUGCAAAGAAAGCCAGAGAGAAUACGUAUGAAAAAUAUGUAGCAUCCAGAGACUACUAUAAGUCAGAGUAUGAGAACAAGCUCAGAGAUGAGUUGGAGAAUAUCCGGCUGAAAACAAGUCAGGAGAUCGAGAACCUUCAGAGAACCUCCCGAGAGAUGUAUGAGAGAGAGAACAGGAAUUUGCGUGAGGCCAGAGACAAUGCAGUCCUAGAAAAAGACAGAGCUGUCGCCGCUGAAAGAGACUCUCAGUCAAGAUACGACCAACUGCUGGAGCAGUUUCGUCAGCUUCAGCUGGGCACCGACAGCCGAGUAGCAGAGCUGUCCAGUCAGGCCAAGCUGCACUCCUUCGAAGCAGAGCGAGCUCUUUUGCUCAAGGAAGAGACGGCGAAGGCGCUGGCUCAGUGCCAGGUGGAGUGUGAGAAACAGCAGAAGAAGCUGGAGCUUCUCACUCAGGAGUUUUACAGGCUCCAAGCCUCCUCUGAGAAGCGGGUGGCUGAGCUUCAGGCCCAGAAUGCAGAGCAGGCAUCACGACUUGAGACAUAUGAAAAGAUGGAGCAGGAGUUGGACCAGGUUACCAUGCAGGCGGCUGAAAUUGAGAAUGAGGAAGAGGCAGAGAGAAUUCUCUUCUCAUAUGGAUACGGUGCAAACGUUCCAACGACAGCUAAAAGAAGACUAAAGCAAAGUGUUCAUCUGGCCCGCAGGGUGCUGCAGCUUGAGAGACAGAACACAUCACUGAGGAGGGAUCUGGACAGACACCAGUCCCAGACAGGACAGAUGUCUCAGGAGCUGUCUGCAGCCAACCAGCUGUUGCAGCAGACCCAGCAGCCUUACAGCUUUCUAAUCCAGACGGUGAGGGAAAGGGAUGCACAGCUUAGCGCACUAAAGGAACGCCUCUCAUCCCUUGAGGAAGAAGUCAGUUCGUUGAGGAAGGAGCGAAAUGCUCUCCAACAAGUGAAGAACGACAUGGCAGCUGACCUGGAGCGACUUCUCAACAAUAGAGAGGUAGAGGGAGUGGAAUGACUAUUUAACAUGUCAGGCCGCGUUAUUUUUCUUUA